This is a messenger RNA of Cyprinus carpio (common carp), 890 nucleotides long. RefSeq names its product general transcription factor IIIC, polypeptide 6, alpha. Gene Ontology annotation, cellular component: transcription factor TFIIIC complex. Gene Ontology annotation, biological process: transcription by RNA polymerase III. The record is from RefSeq and is a predicted model, not a curated record. NCBI's taxonomy places the organism in Eukaryota, Metazoa, Chordata, Actinopteri, Cypriniformes, Cyprinidae.
AAUCUACGAAAGCAAUUUGCUACUUGAAGUUGUCGGAGGGCUUCAGCUCAUCAUGAUUUACAUGAGCUUAACUGCCUCCUCAGACACAGCCACGGAGGACGAAUGGGAAGAAGAGGAGCAGCUGGUUGUGUCUGGAAUGAUCAGCUCUGAUUUAAUCUGCAGUCGGCAGGGCGCGUGUAAGAUCGUGGACAGUGACAGCGAGCAGCCCAUGCAGGUGGGUCGCUAUCUGUUCGCUUGGGAGUACGAGGAUGCCAUCGGAACAUGUGUGAUUUUUGAAGAGGACGGUGCAGGUUCUAAUUCAGCUCUUAAAUACAAAUGUCACGCAAUGAAGAAGCUAAUGCUUCAGCGGACGUUUCUGUCGGAGAGGAAGGAGGACGAGCCCGUCUCUGGCAGAAUAGAGGUGCUGGCUCUCCAAGAGGAAGAAUCGGUCGGCAGGAAGAGCGCAGUUUGUCACUACCUGGAUCCCAUCGACACAGAGAGACCUGUGCUAGACGAAUCUAAAGAGUGCGAGGACCCAGACACGAGCGACGAAUCAGCGGAGACUGACCCUGGAGAACUAAAUAUAAAACUUCUGCUUUAUAGAAGUGGUUUUAUAUUUUGUUAACACAAAUGUAUGUGUCUGUCACAUUUGCUUAUUAAUUUUAUUAAAGAUGCACAUCUAUCUUAUGAUAAAAGUUAUUCAGAUUCAGUGGUUCACUACUGAAUCAUUCAGGUUGAUUUCACUUUGUGCACCUCAGUAUUGUACAUUAAUAGGAUGCAAAAGUGUUAAUGGAUUAAUUUAUUAAAAUUAUUGAAUAGAUGCUGCCUUACUUGGACAACAUAGCCCUCACUAUUGCCUACCUGCCCCAUUACUGCAUCAUUAUUAAACACUCGUUGUUGCUUGGCCCUAA